Messenger RNA from Mucor mucedo, 1705 nucleotides. RefSeq lists its product as uncharacterized. Gene Ontology annotation, molecular function: iron ion binding; oxidoreductase activity. Gene Ontology annotation, biological process: lipid biosynthetic process. Gene Ontology annotation, cellular component: endoplasmic reticulum. The transcript has 3 exons. Bases 84 to 1490 code for a protein of 468 amino acids. The record is from RefSeq and is a predicted model, not a curated record. NCBI's taxonomy places the organism in Eukaryota, Fungi, Mucoromycota, Mucoromycetes, Mucorales, Mucoraceae.
UUUUUUUUUUUGGUAUAAAAAGACCCAUUCAUGGUAUUUUUAUAUUUGCCUUAAAGAAUAACAGUAAAAAAAGAUCUGUGCGUAUGGUUGCUAUAGCUGACGUAAUAACCUAUGUGCUGAGAGGAGCUGGUAGACUUUUUUAUAUCGUCUCUCCAAAAGCAACCACCUUUGGUCAUUACCAGGAGGUCCCUGACUACAUUGCAGAGUCCAUUCCUUUCUUUGUAUUAACCAUUACACUUGAAUUUCUGUCCCUGGUGUUUCGACAUGGUGGAAAAGGACUUCGAAAAGAACGUUUGUGGGAUGCGAGUCGUUAUUCAGUGAAUGACAUGGUUGGAAGUAUAGGUGCGGGCAUGCUGCAACAAAUAUCGAAAUUCUUUAUAUACAACAUUACGCUCAACUCGUAUUUAUAUGUGUACGAAAACUUUCGAUUUGUUACUUUGGAUCCACACAACAUUUGGGUUUGGAUAGCAGGAUUUUUCAUUAUCGAUUUAGGAUACUAUCUCUUUCAUCGUGCUGCACAUGAAGUGAACUUGUUUUGGGCGACUCAUGUUGUUCAUCAUUCAUCCGAAUACUAUAACCAGACUACUGCUUUACGUCAAAGCGUAUUUCAGGUAUAUGCCUCUUGGGUCUUUGAUUUGCCAGCUGCGUUAUUUCUACCACCCUCAUUAUACGUCAUGCACAAGCAGUUCAACACAUUAUUUCAAUACUGGAUUCAUACAGAAGUGAUUGGAAACCUUGGACCAUUAGAAUACAUUAUCAAUACGCCAUCAGCACAUCGUCUUCAUCACGGCCGUAAUCCUUACUGCAUUGACAAGAAUUACGCUGGCACCCUCAUUAUUUGGGAUAUCAUGUUUGGAACGUUCGAGUUAGAAAGGACAGCUCCUAAUGUCAAGGCAGAAAACAGCGAGCCUGUCGCGUUUGGUUUGACUCAUCCUAUCAAUACCUUUGACCCGUUUACGAUCCAGUUUCAUCAUCUCAAGCAUGUGCUUCGUACAUGCUGGUCAACACCCGGUAGCUUAAACAAGUUAAAGGUGUUGUUUUACGGACCUGGUUGGCACGAUGAUACACCACGCACAGGAUUACUGGAAGAGAUCCCAGUUAUCGCAAAGGAUAUACCACCUCAGAAAUACGACCCUACACUAUCCCUUGGGAUUAACGUUUAUGUGGUGGCUCAUUUUGCUGUUCUGGUGGCAGUCAAUGGUAUUUUAUUGGAUCAUAAGCCGGGCGAGCUUGAUUUUGCUGUGGUUGUGACGACAUCGACUUAUAUUUUUUCAACAUUGACUACAUUUGGGUAUAUAUUUGAUCGUAAGCAAUGGGCUAUUGAAUAUGAGUUCUUGAGAUCCGUGUUUGUGUGUGGUGCUCUUGAAGUAGCAAGACAAACGGAAUAUCUGCCAAACCUGGUGAUAGCUCUUGAGGCGUUUCAUAUCUUGACUGGAAUGUGGUUGUUGAUGACCCAGAGAUCGGCUUUGAAAGAAAUUAAGACGGAAUAAUUAAAAUAAACCAGGAUGGGUAUCAAGUCAAUCAAUUCUUUAUAUAUAUUUGCUUGUUUCUUCUUUAUUAGUGAUUUUAAAUUUUAAAAAAGUGUUAUCUAAUGAACCUCUUUUGAUACAUGUGUUAGUUAUACAUCCGGAACAAAUAAGAAUAAAUAGCGAAGAAAGGUGUCGUCCGAUGGCGCAAUCUUUCUGCAGUCAGCUUUUUAAAAGAA